Molecule: messenger RNA, 9420 nt
Organism: Drosophila serrata
Lineage: Eukaryota; Metazoa; Arthropoda; Insecta; Diptera; Drosophilidae
Gene: LUBEL
Product: Linear Ubiquitin E3 ligase
Biological process (GO): protein linear polyubiquitination
Cellular component (GO): LUBAC complex
Molecular function (GO): K63-linked polyubiquitin modification-dependent protein binding; ubiquitin protein ligase activity; K48-linked polyubiquitin modification-dependent protein binding
Source: RefSeq, a predicted model, not a curated record
CCGAACGAGACCGCAGCAGAACUUUCAUGUCGCCCUCUGGUUAGACAUUAGAAAAAAUAUAUAUCCCUAUAUAUAUAUAUAUAUAUAUAUUCAUGUGCUACCAGCUGGCAGUGGCAGUUUUGAGUGCGGCGCGACGCGUCAAGUGAAAUCGAAUUAUAGAGAUAUGUAGUUUAGCCUAAAUUUAGCGGGUUUAUUCGCGACCUAACUCUGGCUGCGUUUGGUUUUGUGAACAGCUUCCCCGAAAUUGCAUUUGGCGAGCACCUUCCUUCUGGGACUUCCUUGCCUCCGAAAUUUGGAUCAAUUAAGAAACCAAUCAAGCAAAGCGAGAUAUCAACGAGCCGGCAGCUUCCCGAGGAGCAAAACGACAGAAGAUGACGACACCACAUUUGCUCAACAGGAAUGUCCGAUCUAUGCCCUCCUGGGUGACCGAGGCAAAUGACCGCAUUGGACCUAAGCCACCACCCACUCCUCCCAAUGGAGUGGGUGGCGGCUUGCCCAAGGCCCCCGCCCUACCGCCUAAGGCGAAGAGCACCCCUGAACCAGACUACGAGGUCAUAGAGUUCUCCAAUCAGCAGCAGUACUCCAACGAACCCCUGAAGACCACAGUGAUCCGGACUAAGACGCCAGACAACAAACUGAAGUGCACAUUGUGCGGUUCCCAGAAUCCCUGGGUGACUUGCUCCGAGUGCGCCGGCCAGAUCUUUUGUGCCUCCUGCGAUGACAUGUUCCACAAGCAUCCCAAGCGCAAGCAACACAUGCGAAAGGCCGUGGAGCAAGGCACACCACCCAUUCCCCCGAAGAUUUCAGCUGGUGGUGGGGCACCGCCUCCGGUGGCGCCACCGCGUCGCAGCAAACGCGGCCUGCUGACACCCUUCUUGGGCCGCAAGGAUCAGAUGCUGCCGCCGCCCUCACCGACGCCCUCCCACAAGUCGCUCGGCGGCUGGCGAGGAUCGCUCGGUGGCGGGGCCACCACGCCCCCCGUGCCAGUCACAUCCGCAUCCUCAUCGUCCUCGGCCCAGAUGAACAACAGACCGCUCCCAGAGCCACCGCGCAGCGAGGGUGGUGGUUCCUCCAGAUCGGGAACGCCCAAGUCCGUGUUCGACACCAUCCAGAGGCCGCCUUCGGUGCAGCUUGAGAAGAUCAAGAGUAAGGCCAGCGCCACACUGGAUCGCAUGGCCAUCCUGCAGCAAAGAUACCGCCAACAGAAGGCCCGACAGGAUCUCAGUGCCAACAGCGAACAGCAUCUGAAUGGAGCCGGGUUCGAGCACUGGUCAAACAUUUCACCAUCGCCCUCGCAUUUUCGUUCCGGCAGCAUGUCAUCUGGUUUGAACUCAUCCCAUUUCGAUCUCUCGGAUGACUCACACAACUUUCACAAUUCCCUGCUGCUCCAACAACGACAGGCAGCCGGCGCCCAGCGGCGACAGAUGAGCACCUCGGUGUUCAACCUGAACACACCACAACGUCGUCCCCUGGCGGAGGCACAGAAUGGAAGUGCCUGGCUGGCCAAUCAGCGCAUUCAACAGGCCCAAUCUUUGGCACAGCUCAAUUGCGCCGGCUGUCAGCAGAGCCAGCAGCAUCCUGGCUGGCCGCAGCAUCCGCAUCACCAUGCCCAGCACCAGCAUCCCGACGAAUGGUCCCAGUUCGGAUCCCAGCAGCAGUUUAACAACUCCAAUCUGUCCCUUAAUCUGGGACCUGGUUACUUGCCACAGCAGCAUCAUCCCCACUACCCGCCGCCAGUGUUCAUGACCCAGCGCGGCAUGAUGUAUCCUGGGGCGCCCGGCUAUCCUAUGAUGCAUCCAGGUGUCAUGGGAAUGCCUCCAUCCGCCGCCUCUAGAGCCGCCUCCCGAUCUCGUUACGCCGCCUCGCCCACGCCCAGCCGGAAGUCCAUGUCCCUGCGACGCAAGCGCAGUAGCUACGUGGAUGACGAACUGACAGACGAUGAGGACUCUGACCAGGACGAUCGGAGAUCACUUGUCUCGAACCGCUCGGGAAUGACCAGUGCCUCGCGCUCCCAGGCGCAUCAGCACCACCAACACCAUCAGACCCGACAGCGUCGUCUGUCCAGUGCCUCGCAGCUAAUCGCCAACGAUGAGCUGGAUGGAGAGUCGAGAGGGCAUGGAUCCAGGCAGCACAAGGUGCGGGAUCGGCGUGGAUCGGUGGCCAAGUCCGUUCAGAGUGAGUGGUUGCCGGAAAGGCGGGACUCCCAGGGCAGCAAUGGAGGGACCCUCACGAGAAGCAAACCUCCAGCCACGGACUCAGCACGCACCAGUCGCAUUUACUCCGACUUGGAAUCGGAGGGCUCCGGUGCCAGGGCCCUGGUUCAGGCCAAGAUUCAGCAGAAGCUUCAGGAAGCGGAUCAGCACAAAUCCACGAGAAAGGUUGAGCAGAAGCGCAAGCCCGAGAUGAAGGACGAGAAUACACAGGCAGCGGCGGUGGUGCCAAAGGUCGCGGUGCCAGUGGCUCUGGCGCAACAGGAGAGUGGCUCGGAAUAUGAGGAAGUGGUGGAAGAGGUCACCGCUUCGGAAAGUGAGCCCGAAGCCGAGGCAGCUCCAGAUGCAACCAAACCCGAGGAUGUCGUCCUCGAGACCGAAGAACUGGGUCCACCGCCCUCAACUCCUGAUCAUGAAUGGGAGUGCGAGUUCUGCACUUUUGUAAAUGAGCCCAAUAUCAAGAUAUGCUCCAUAUGCUGCAAGACGCCCAGCAAGCCACCGGUGCAGCCCAACAAGUCCAAAAAAGUGGAGGAGGAGAAGCCACAAGUUCAAGCUAAAACCGUACAGUCAAGCAAGGCCAAAGUGGCAACCAAGCCGGAGGUCACCGUUGUGCGAAAGUCCUCUUUGAAGGGCCAGAGACCCGUUCAAAAGGCCAGCACUGGAACAACCACAGCCACGCCUAAAGCACCCCAGGCCACAGCCACUCGCUCCAAUGGACCAUCAACUGUCGCCUCCAAGAACUCAUCGAGUAUUCCCGUCAAGACAAUCACGAAGCCCACUCUUAAGACCUCAUCAGAAAACGAAUCUGAUAACUCUAUGGCCAAGGGCUUUUUGCACAAAGAGUCCGUUGAAAACAUUUGGAAUACGCUGGAUGAGAGCAUUCAGGCGGAGGCGGAGAAGGUGCUCAAGCAGGCCCAGAAGGUAUCCACGGGCUGUGGCGGGACACCGCCCCGAGAAAUAGCAGAAAUGGGAACCUCGCCGCCACCUCAGAGCAUUUCCACACAAACCUACGACGCCCUGCCAUUCAGCUCGAAGCCGGAUGAGAUUCCAGCCGUUGUCCCAGAUCGCUUCAAGACCCCACCGGAGUCCAGUAAAAUGGAGAGACGUCCCCAUUAUCGCAGCAACUCACAGUUGGCGCAGGAGAACGACCGAUAUCGCAGUGCCAAUGAUUUGAGAUACCACGAUGGCUACGGUUUGGAUCCGUAUAGUGCUGGACUGGUCACCAGGCGACCAAAUUUCAUUAAUGAGCUUCGAAUGAUACAGCAUCAAGCAACCUCGCCAUUCGACCUGCCCCACGAGACGUUCGGGAUGAAGCACGAACCCGCCCGAGAUCCGGAAACCGAGAUGCACAUCAUACUGAAGGAACUGGAGCUGUACAAGUUCACGGUCGAGGAGCUGGAGGCUGCACUGAAGUACUGCUCCCCAGAUACACAUCCCAUUCAAUGGCUGCGUGAGAACUGGCUCAAACUAGUCCAGACCGUCCAGAGUCUGUCCACCAAGUAUGGUCAGGAGAGGGGUGAGAACACCAUCGGAACCGUGUCCCAGAAUGAGGCACGCGAGGCGCUCCGCAGCUCUGGCGGCAAUGUGUGGCAAGCAGUGGCUGACUGCAUUCAGCAGCGACAACAGAAGUACCGAAAGCUGGCAUCCAAGGGGAACUUUCUGCGGGAUGACAUCGUCAACGCGCUGACGGCGCACCAAGGUAAUGUGGAGCAGGCGCUGCUGGAGCUGAAUCGCACGCAACUCAAACCAUUUCUUAUGCGCAUUUGGGGCUCGCCGAAUGGCGUUGAGAAUGAAAGUGGUGCGGCCACCACAGACACCAAGUCGGAUAUCCAUGAUUUUUUGAACACACACGCCCUGGACUGCCUGCAGCCGCCGUUGGCCGGCGAAAGUCCCAGUCCUGCCCAAGCCAAUCCCUUUGACACGCCCCUCAAUGACGACAGUCCCGCCAAGUCCACCUAUGCCACUCCAAGUCCCUACCAAUUGGAGGAUAGCACCCUGAAGAAUCUGGAGAUUCUCAUUGGCAACAUGGAGCAGAACCAGGCCAAGCAGAACCAGGAAGUACUGCGAUCCAUCGAGAGCAUGCUGGAGACCUUCAAGGGCAAGCCGGAGUUGGAGUACGAAACGGAUCCGGAAGUGAUGAGGAUUCUGACGAAGAGCCCCAUCAGCACGCUGAAGCCAUCUGGGCAAGAGGAGGAUAGGUCCACCGAGGACGUUAAGAACUUUGUUUGGCAGCAUAUCCAAGACAUUGUGCCUAAUCUGGUGCAACAGGUCGAACAAGAGCUUAUGGAAAGGACAGAGCCUGUGACCGAAGAAGUGAAGACUGAGCCCAGCUUGGCUGAGUCCGAACCAAUGCCCAAGGCCGAACCAGAGCCAGAGCCACCUGCGGUUGAUCCUGAGGUCUACAUUAUGGAAGAGGUUAUCAAGCCCAACCUAAGGGAAGCUACCAUACGUGAAGAGGUACCAACUAGUUUUAUUUACGCCACGGAAAUAGCCAACUUUAAAUUGGAGUUCGAUCGUGGCACCGAGAGGUGGCACGAGACGGAAUGGGAAUUGGAUGAUCUAGAAGAUGCCGAACGCAUAGUCUUCAAAAGCUACAUGGCACCGAAAGAGGCCACGUCAGAAAAAGCAGAUGUAAAAUUAGAGACACCUGUGCCUUCACAAGAAACAACACAACAACCAGAACCCUCUUCGAAGCCAGAUGAGACUGAAAGAAUAGAGCCUGCAAAGGUUAAAAUGGCUUUGGCGGAGUCCCCAGCUGCAAGUAAACCAGUGAAUGAAACAAUUGAAGAACCAACAAAAGAAACUAAAAAAGAACCAACAAAAGAAAAUAAUUUUGAAAUGCAGUCAAAUGUAGCAGACUCUCAAGUUGAACUUGAUGACAAACCCAGCACAAGCCGAGAUGCUAACAGGAGAAAUAAGCGAUCGCAACAAUCGAAGAAAAUACGAUCCAGAGAAUCAAGUCAAAAACCUAUUAACCGAGUGAGGUUACCAAAAGAUGCUGACCCAAAACAAAACGAAAACAAAGAAAUACAAAAGGAAAGCAUUUCAAAGGACGAAGUAAUUUCUGUUGUUAAAGAGUCAUCUAAUGUUCAGCCAUUUGAAGAUACAACCGAUGAAAGCUUAAUUUCUACCCAACAAGCAACAUCCGACAAAAUCAAAUCUGAAUCUGAAGUCAAUAUAAAUGCAGGUGAACAGAACAAUAUUUCUCAUACAUUAGAUGUUGGAGAAACCGAGAAUGUUAUAGCAAAAGAACAAACACAGAUCACUCUAGAAGUUGCUGAAGUAGUGCCUCCAACACCAAUUAAAGAUACUCAAGAACCUAAGGCAGAUGACGACAUUAAGGCGGUAAAUGAAACCGAAGAACAUUCAAUGACAGAAUUGGUUCCUUCUCCCAACCAAUUAGUAGUCGCUGAAGAUAAAUCUGAAAGUGUUUCAGCAAGUGAAAUUCAAGUUGAAGAUAUUCCUGUUCCCAUUCUCCCCACAAAUGAGCAAGAAUCUUCGCCUAUAACCGCAAAUAAUGAAGUAGUGCCUACUACAACUUUAAUAAAUACCGAUCACAAACGCAGCCCAAAACGGUUCUCAAAGAUUCCAGUGAGAACCCUUAGCAGCAGUAGUCUUCGCAGUGAGAGCAGAGCCGGCAAUCGAACACCUCCAGCAAUUGAUGAGCCGGAAAAAGAGGAUACAGUAACCGAUAAACUAGAAAAUGAGCAGCCAGCAACCGAUGAACAAGAAAAAGAGAAGACAGCCGAAGAAGGUGGAGAAAUCGUAGACCAAUCUUUAGAAAAAUCAUUAGCUGACCAGAAAGAAGCAUCCUCAGUAAAUGAGGAGGAGAAGGUUUCUGUAGCCACCGAAGAGGAAGCUGCACAGCCGGCAGCCCAACAAAUAAACGAAGAGAAGGAGGAAGUUCCUAUCCCUGCCAUAACAGCGAUUGCUGUUAGUCCCGCUGACUCUGACGAAGUUUUUGAAGAUGCUACCGAGUUUAGUGGCAGCGAUGGAACCAGACCCCACGAUGAAACCGCAUCCGAUACUGAACUAUAUAGCCUGGACAGCGAUGAGCCCCGAGUGGAGACCAAGUCCCCGGAGAGCGAAGUAAUUCUUGUGCUGGAUGAGGAGUCUGUGCUGGAAUCCUCAAUAGCUAAAUCCAGCAGCAAUGCAAGUCUGGGUUCGCAGUCAAGUCAAUCCGAAACGUCCAAGGUUGUCCUCAAGGAAUUUGUUCCCUCCGGCGAUCCCGCCAAACAGAACCUAAGCGAACUGGUCGAAGACACCCAGCGGCUGAUCAAACAAAUGCGCGAUGAGAUCAGUAUGGAUGAGUUCGAAUCCACCGACGAGGAUGAGUACUCCGACGAGUACUCAGACGAAUACGACGAUGGAGAGGAGGAGGAGUGGUAUGACAGCGAGGGCGAAGAGGAAGGCGACUAUGAGGGCGAAGAUGGCAAUACUUACAACGAAAAUGCAUCCUUCAUUGAGGAGGCAUCCACCGGUGACGAGGGCACCGAAAUCGAGGACAUCAUGGAGGAGGACGAAGACCAGGCGGAUGAAGAGGAGUUACAGCUCACACAACCCGCACCAGUCCAUGAAACAGUCACCUCACCUGCUCUAUCAGUCACGCCCACAAACCCUGAAGCUGAUCCGGCCCCAGAGACUGAGGUUGUUUCCUCCGCAGGAAGGAGUGUGGCGAUAGAAUCGCAGUCCCCGCAAGUCCAGUUGCCAGAGCCUACAGUUCAAGAAGUUGUGGAAAUAGAGGCUCUGCCAAUAGAGCCUCCUCCCAUCAUAGCAGAUUCGGAGAGUCGACCCCCAGAAGUACCAACGGAAAUUGUCUUGGAUAUCCCUCCAGAGAUUGAAUCUCCCAAUGAAGUUGAUUCAGAGCCUGUUGUGGAACCCAUCGCCCUGCCCAUAACACCCUCACCACCCAUUGUCGACUCCGAGUCGCGACCUGUGGAGCCACCCGUCGAGACAGUGCUGGAAGAACCCAAAAAGGUAACCACGCCCGUGAAAGCCAAGACAGUUAACAAACCAACAGCCACACCUGAUGGAUCUGUCAAAGCCACCAAGACUCCCGCCACAUUAAGCACACCCAAGACAACAAAGUCCACAGUCAGUAAGAUACCCAAGCCCACAAAUGAACCCACCAACAGUACGAGUGGCACACCCCCGAACAAGAAGGUUCCACUGCGCUCCAAGUCCUUCUCUGCGCCUAUGGGAAUCUCGUCCGUGAAACGAAUCCAGCAGGAGUACCUACAGAAGCAGAGCUCGACGAGUGCGGCCAGUCGAGUCCCCUUGAAGAGCACUCCAACGACCAAAAAAUCCAUCAGCGAUGCCAUCACCAGAUUCAACUCGAACACCGCCGCUUUGGGGGAUGGACCCAGCACCAGCGGAGUUGCUGCAGCCGCUGCAGCUGCGCUACUGAAACCCCGUUCCCAGCCCCGGAUACCAAAGAAGAAGUACCACGAGACCUGCUUCUCCGACGACGAUUACGAGACCUCGGCCACGGAGGAGGAGCAGGAGGACCUGUCCCUGGCCGAGCCACUCAGAGCAGAACUGCUAAAGCGUAAGCUGAGUAUGCCCGUCUUCCGGGCGUAUCCUAGUGUCCAAGAGCCGGUUAUCGAGGACCCAGCGGUGCUGGCCCGCAAAUACGUGGAGCAGGAGCUGGUGACAAAUAUUGCUGAGGCCCAGAUAGCCGCCACCUUGGUGAACAUGAAGUUCCAAGAGGACGUGGCCUUGUGGGCAGCCAGGGAGUGUUCCGAUCUGGACCAGGCCAUUGCCAUGCUACAGCAGGAGUGCGAGCUGUGCAUGAGCUCCUACCCGAUGAACCAGAUUGUGUCCAUGCUAAAGUGUACCCACAAGUGCUGCAAACAGUGCGCAAAGGGCUACUUUACCGUGCAGAUUACCGAUCGCAGUAUCAACGACUGCAGCUGCCCCUUCUGCAAGCUGCCAGAGCUGAGUAAUGAAGCCCAGCACGAAGAUGAGCACCUGGAGUACUUCUCCAACCUGGACAUCUUCCUCAAAAGUAUACUCGAUGUCGAUGUGCACGAGCUCUUCCAGCGCAAGCUGCGUGACCGCACUCUGCUGCAGGAUCCCAACUUCAAGUGGUGCAUCCAGUGCUCCUCGGGUUUCUUUGCUCGACCCAAGCAGAAGCGUCUCAUCUGUCCCGACUGCGGUUCGGUGACCUGUGCCCAGUGCCGCAAGCCGUGGGAGCGGCAGCACGAGGGUAGCAGCUGUGAGGCCUAUCUGGAGUGGAAGCGUGAAAACGAUCCCGAGCUGCAGGCCCAGGGUGUCCAGGAGCACUUGGCCCAGAACGGCAUCGAUUGCCCCAAGUGCAAGUUCCGCUACUCACUGGCCAGAGGAGGCUGCAUGCAUUUCACCUGUACCCAGUGCAAGUUUGAGUUCUGCUACGGCUGUGCUCGACCCUUCAUGAUGGGGGCCAAGUGCACGGUGUCCGCGUACUGUGCCAAACUUGGCCUACAUGCCCAUCAUCCUCGUAACUGCCUGUUCUAUCUGCGCGACAAGAUCCCCCUGCAGCUUCAGUUCCUGCUCAAGGAGCAAAAGGUACAGUUCGACACGGAGCCACUGCAGAUAAAGGACGAGUCCAGCAGCUCGUCGCAAGCUAGAGCUCUGGCCCGCUGCCCCAUUCCCCUGCAGAAGGAGACGCCACAGGGACUGGUGGACACUGUGUGCAACACCGAGGUGCCCGACAAGCAUGCCGGCAUGUGUCGCACCCACUACGUUGAGUAUUUGGCCAGCAAGGUGGCUAAGGCUGGCAUCGAUCCCCUGCCCAUUUUCGAUCUGACAGACUGCGUCCAAGAGCUGCGAAGGCGUGGCAUCGCCCUGCCGGAACGCGGACCCUGGGACACCGACGAGAUCUACAAGAACAUGUGCUCCGAGGUAAUCAAACAGCAUAUUCCACUGAAAUCGGCAUGAAUAGCAGAAAUCGCCGGAGUAGAAGGUGAUAUCGUGGAAGCGGUUGACGUAGAAUGCUGCUGCAAUUCUUCACAAAUUUUUAAUGAUUUAUGGCAGCACUUUUAUAGACAUUUUUGUACACACACACAACUGGAUUAGACAGCUCCUUAGGCAUUAGGCACACACAUCACCUGCAACACCUACUCAUCUAACCAGCCAGCCAGCUUUGUUUAGUUACUAAGCGAUUGGGGAAAAACAGAACCAAGAUCCGCACGUGGAAGUGCAUCAAAUAAAUCGAAUAUUUCCGAAUCCA